AUUCACAUCCUGUGUAAUCAUAAAUACUGCUCUAAGAAAGGGACAGGAAGUCUCAGAGGCUGAGGAGCAGAGCACCAAGAUCGUUCUGGCAGGAACAGCCAGUGGGAGGUUCCAGCUGAGCGCUCCCCAGAGGUGAGCUGACCCCCAGCCACAGCACACAGGACCAGGCUGCUGCGAGAACAGCAUCAUCAGCAUCAUGCUGUUGCAAUCCCAAACCACGGGAGUUUUUGACAGCUUUACACCAAAGGGCAUCACUAUUCCUCAAAGAGAGAAACCUGGACACAUGUACCAAAACGAAGAUUACCUGCAGAACGGGCUGCCAACAGAAACCACCGUUCUUGGGUUUGGCAUUACUGGAUCCCUCUCAAUUAUCUCUGGAAAACAAUCAACUAAGCCCUUUGACCUGAGCAGCUUGACCUCAAAUGCAGUGAGUUCUGUUACUGCAGGGGCAGGCCUCUUCCUCCUUGCUGACAGCAUGGUAGCCCUGAGGACUGCCUCUCAACAUUGUGGCUCAGAAAUGGAUUAUCUAUCGUCAUUGCCUUAUUCGGAAUACUAUUAUCCAAUAUAUGAAAUCAAAGAUUGUCUCCUGACCAAUGUCAGUUUAACAGGUGUCCUAGUGGUGAUGCUCGUCUUCACUGUGCUGGAGCUCUUAUUAGCUGCAUACAGUUCUGUCUUUUGGUGGAAACAGCUCUACUCCAACAACCCUGGGAGUUCAUUUUCCUUGACCCAGUCACAAGAUCAUAUUCAACAGGUCAAAAAGAGUUCUUCACGGUCUUGGAUAUAAGUAACUCUUGGCCUCAGAGGAAGGAAAAGCAACCCAACACUCAUGGUCAAGUGUGAUUAGACUUUCCUGAAAUCUCUGCCAUUUUAGAUACUGUAAAAUAAACUUAAAAAAAAAAAACAACUUUUGUUUGUAUUUGUUUACUAUGAGUCGUCAUUUAAUUGCUCUUGAAAAUAAUUUCCUCAAAGCCCAAGUCAGUAAAAUAUUAUCAGCCAGCCUUCCAAAAUGGUCAUAAACUUUAUAAACUGCUUUGGGUAAACUGAGCAGAAGGUGAUACACAGAAGGGAAAAUGUGCACUCAUGCUAGUGUGAAUUUGGUAAGUCGUGUGACUCUGCAGGCUGUUUCUGUAUCAUUUUCACACUCACAUUGCUUAAAUAUUACAUAUUAGGGAUUGUAAGAAAACUUUAAUUAAAAAUUAAAGACUAUAUAUAAUUAAACUACUCUGCCCUGGACACUCUCUGAGAAACAGAUCUACUGGGCCCUUUUUCAUGAACCAUUAGGUGGAAGGCAGCAAAGAGAUCUUCUCAAGUGCUCAGGAUUACCUCUGAACACACAGCAAGCAUGUCCCUGCCUCCCAUGAAUCUUACCAUGUAAACCCAAAUCUCUGCAAUCCUGUGGCACCAACCAGUGGUGCUCAUUCUAUUGUUUAAAAACGGCCUUCUUGGCUGGGCGCGGUGGCUCACGCCUGUAAUCCCAGCACUUUGGGAGGCCGAGGUGGGUGGAUCACCCGAGGUCAGGAGUUUGAGACCAGCCUGGUCAACAUGGUGAAACCCUGUCUCUACUAAAAAUACAAAAAAUUAGCCAGGCAUGGUGGUGCGCACCUGUAGUUCCAGCUACUUGGGAGGCUGAGGCAGGAGAAUCACUUGAACCCGGGAGGGGGAGGUUGCAGUGAGCGGAGACUGCACCAUUGCACUCCAGCCUGGCCUACAAGAACAAAACUCCAUCUCAAAAUAAAUAAAAUAAAUAAAAAUAAAAAUAGACUAUAUAUAGUCUUUGAAUUCAUUUAUUUUAAAUAAAUGAAUAAAAUAAAAUAAAAAAGAAUAUUUAGUCGUUGGCACAUAAACUAUGUUCUCUUCUGUCAUUUCAGGGUAGGAGUCAAUGAAGACAUCUUAGUCUUAACAAGUUACAGAUAAUCUCUGACUGGCAUGUUUUCUGCUUCUAGCUUGGAGCCAAAUGUUGCUCACGCUGAAAAGAAUAAUGUCUAUUUGGGUAUUAGCUCUAUUUUGAUCUAUAGCACAGUUUUGUAAUUCAGAUCAUCAUCCCUGCACUUUGUACCACAUGGGCAUAUUCUUUCUUCCCAGUCAUUGCUGCAAUUAUCUUGUCUGUUCUUUGUGUAAUAUGUUCUGUGUGAGCCUCUGCAUGAAACUCAAUUUCUUGGGCAAUUAUGGAAAUUCCAGUGUGGCUGCAGUUUAACUUUGCACUCUCUAUGCAUAUGAGGUUUCCUAAAUAAAUGAAGAGUAGCAUAGUUUAAAAUAUAUAUAUCUUACAACUUUCUACAACAAAGAAUUAUUGAGUCCAAAUGCCAUCAGUGCUAAUUUUGAGAUACCCUGCUCUCCAUGGUCGCUACAAACCAGGAAAUACUCAAGUUAUUAUGUGUAUACAUUGGUUUUAGUUUUAUGAAACAAUUUACCUUCAUGAUCUCAUAGUUAAAAUUGUAACAAAUUUAGAAAUUCAAAGGAUCAAUAUGGGAAGCAAAAUUUCUAAAGGCAGUUUCUGUUGUUUUAAUUAGUAUUUGUGUAGUUCAAACCAGGAAGGAUUUGACUAUCAUUAGUUUUGCUUAACUUUAUGAAGCUAAAAUAUUCUCUAUUAUAAAGGGGCAACUCCAUCUGGUCCCAUAGCAUCUUUACUACUGAUUUUUUUUUAUUUAAUUUGAAAAUGCAAAGAAUUGUUAAAUGUUUUUAAAUGUUCUCACUACAAAAAAAGAAAAGAGAUAAUUAUGUGAAGUGAUGGAUAUGUUAAUUAGCUGGAUUGUGGUAAUCAUUUUGGAAUGUAUAUGUAUAUCAAAACAUGUAGUACACCCUAAAUAUAUAUAAUUUUUAUUUGUCAAAUAUACCUCAAUAAAGAUGGAAAAAAAUCGAAAUUCAAA
Nomascus leucogenys (northern white-cheeked gibbon) is the source of this 2867-nucleotide messenger RNA. NCBI's taxonomy places the organism in Eukaryota, Metazoa, Chordata, Mammalia, Primates, Hylobatidae. The record is from RefSeq and is a predicted model, not a curated record.